Molecule: messenger RNA, 390 nt
Organism: Nothobranchius furzeri (turquoise killifish)
Lineage: Eukaryota; Metazoa; Chordata; Actinopteri; Cyprinodontiformes; Nothobranchiidae
Source: RefSeq, a predicted model, not a curated record
ACAGUCGGACGGAUGGACGACAGAAACACAAACACUUCUUGUUUUUGUCCAACAGGACAGGAACGUUACGGGAACAUGACCCGGGUGUAUUACAGAGAAGCUGUGGGAGCUCUGGUGGUCUUCGACAUGACGAGGCUGUCCACGUUCCAGGCUGUCCUCAAGUGGAAAGGAGAUCUGGAUUCAAAGGUCACCCUGAGCAAUGGAAGGCCGGUUCCAGCGGUUCUGUUGGCCAACAAAUGUGACCAGCGUAGUCACGGUUUGUGUACCAAACUUCCCACACUGGACAGCUUCUACCAGGCGCACGGGUUUGUUGGCUGCUUCGAAACCUCUGCCAAGGCAAGACGCAGAUUUUAUUUUCAGACAGCAAAUUGGGCAUUUGUUUGUGCUUAA